AUGAGCACACCCGCCCAGGCAGAUAUCCCGCAGGAGUACAUCAACAACGAGAACCCGUUUGCAUACAUGAGUGGAUACUUCGAGAACCCGUUUCUGGACCCCGAGGUCAGGCUCCAGCUCAAUGCUCUGCAGCAGAUACAGCCUAAAUUCAUUCCUCUUGGAAUCAACGGCAGAAUACUCAAGACAGAGCAGGCUGCUAAAACUAAGGCCAUAGCAGAAUCCCAGAUAGAGAAGCUGCUUGACAAGGGAAUGGAGCUAGUGGGCAGCACUGACCUGCCGAGAGAGGAUGCUCUAAGAAACAAUGCAGACAACCCAGAGGUUCUCGACAUUCUGAUCAGCAUAAACAGGCUACGGUUACUCAGUAACCAAGAAAGACUCAGAGAAAAGGUUUACUGUGUGCUGAAGAACAUGAUUCCAUCCGACAUGGUCAGCUCGAUCGACUACUCUUCAUCGAUAGACGAAGACUAUCUCUCAGAUGCGAUGGAGUAUGAGGAGCUGGAAAGAAAGUCUGCCCAGGCCAAGAUGCCGGCAUCUGCAAGGGAUUAA
Molecule: messenger RNA, 546 nt
Organism: Encephalitozoon cuniculi GB-M1
Lineage: Eukaryota; Fungi; Microsporidia; Unikaryonidae
Exons: 1
Coding region: 1-546 (181 amino acids)
Source: RefSeq, marked provisional